UGAUUUUGAAUCAGAGUAAGUCCAUCUCUCCACAUUCCACUCUGUUUCUCUCCCAAAGUUGGUUCUCUCUCUAUUUCUGUGUCAACUCAUCUUUCCUUAGCUUCCAAACCAACUUUUUGGUCUCUGAAAGUUGAAAUUUCUUCAACUUAGCUAACUGAACUCAAAAUUCUGGAUUCGCCCAUUUUAGCUUUCACUUCUCUCUGGGCAUUCACUCAAUUCAUGGCUCAAAAACACUUACACGAGCUUCUCAAAGAGGAUCAAGAGCCCUUUCUUCUCACCAAUUUCAUAGCCAACAGACGUGUUCUUAAGCGCCCUUCCCCCAAAUCUCACCUUCUUCACCUCAAUAAACCAAAACCCAUUUCCCAUUUCGCUGAUUUUCCGGCGAGUUUUUGUAAGGGUGCUUGUUUUUUAUCGUUCAAUCAUUCUCCUGAUCUUAGAAACCCUUCGCCGCUCUUUCAAUUUCAGUCUCCGGUGAAGAGUCCUUGCCGGAAUUCCAAUGCUAUGUUCCUCCAUGUUCCGGCUACAACGGCGAGGCUUCUUCUGGAAGCUGCUCUCAGGAUUCAGAAACAGUCAACGCCCGCGAGAUCGAAUGGAUUUGGGCUUUUGGGUUCUUUUCUUAAGCGGUUUACUUAUCGUGGUCGUUCUCGGAAGCGGGAGAUUGACGGUGGUUGUCGGAGAAAUGACCCAUCGACGGCGAAAAUGGCGAUUAAUGAGAACGAAAAUGGGAACGACUCUGUUUCUCGGCAGAGUAAUGUAACGAGCUCGGACUUCUGCGAUAGCCCUUUUCGAUUUGUGCUUCAAUCAAGUCCCUCCGCCGGUCACCGGACGCCGGAAUUUUCUUCUCCGCCAUCUUCUCCGGCUCGAGACGACCAUCAGGUCAAUGACGUAGAGAGCUUGAAGAAAUUGCCUGUUCAGGAUGAGGAGGAAGAGAAAGAACAAAGCAGUCCUGUGUCUGUGUUGGAUCCUCCAUUUGAGGACGACGAAGAGGGUCGCUAUGAGGACGGUGAGGACGACGAUGAUUACAAAAUGGAGCGCAGCUAUGCCAUUGUCCAAAAGGCAAAGCAUCAGCUACUGAAAAAGCUUCGGAGAUUCGAGAGACUAGCAGAGCUAGACCCGGUAGAACUCGAGACAUUUCUACUAAAGGAUGAGGAAGGCAAACUGGACGACGACGGUGAUCAUCUCGAGGAAGAAGAGUGCAAAAGCCAUAACUUCGAUCGGUCUAAUAACGAAAAGGACAUGAAACAACACGGCAUAGAGAGCAAUGUCGAGAGAGUUUACAUGAGAUGGGAUUUGUGGAAAGAGGUGGAGUCGAGCGCCAUCGACGUGAUGGCGGAGGAAGAUUUGAGAGCGGAGGUUGACGUCGGGUGGAAGAGAAAUGGGGAGGAAAGAGGAGACAUAGCCAUAGAAAUAGAGGUUGAGAUCUUCAGGUUGCUGGUGGAGGAAAUGCAAACAGAAGUAGAUUGCUUCAUUAAGUGAUCGAAAUGAUUAAACUCCAUAGAUUAUAUUUAAAUUUGCAUAAAUAAUCUCUAGAUUAUAAAGUAGAUUAGGAAGAGAAUAGGCUUAAGUUUAACUUUACCUCCCUCUUAAGUACAAAGAUAUUAUCCUUCCAUAUAUUAUCAUCCUCUACUUUUUC
Cucurbita maxima (winter squash) is the source of this 1633-nucleotide messenger RNA. RefSeq lists its product as uncharacterized. Lineage: Eukaryota; Viridiplantae; Streptophyta; Magnoliopsida; Cucurbitales; Cucurbitaceae. Bases 220 to 1476 code for a protein of 418 amino acids. The record is from RefSeq and is a predicted model, not a curated record. The transcript is spliced from 3 exons.